AUGAACGCUGAGACUUGCGUCUCUUACUGCGAGUCGCCGGCCGCUGCCAUGGACGCCUACUACAGCCCGGUGUCGCAGAGCCGGGAAGGUUCGUCGCCUUUUAGGGGAUUCCCAGGAGGCGACAAGUUCGGUACAACUUUUCUGUCGGCCGCGGCCAAAGGACAGGGAUUCGGGGACGCCAAGAGCCGGGCCCGCUACGGCGGCGCGGGGCAGCAGGACCUGGCGGCACCGCUGGAGAGCAGCGCCGGGGCGCGGGGAUCCUUUAACAAGUUCCAGCCGCAGCCGCCCACCCCGCAGCCGCCGCCCGCGCCGCCCGCGCCGCCUGCGCAUCUCUACUUGCAGAGGGGCGCCUGCAAAACGCCCCCGGACGGCAGCCUCAAGCUCCAGGAGGGCAGCGGCGGCCACAACGCGGCCUUGCAGGUCCCCUGCUACGCCAAAGAGAGCAACCUGGGUGAGCCAGAGUUGCCCCCUGACUCUGAGCCUGUGGGCAUGGACAGCAGCUACCUCAGUGUGAAAGAGGCAGGGGCCAAGGGGUCCCAGGACCGGGCCAGCGCUGAGAUACCGAGCCCCCUGGAAAAGACCGACUCUGAGAGUAACAAAGGCAAGAAGCGGCGGAACCGGACCACCUUCACCAGCUACCAGUUGGAGGAGCUGGAGAAAGUCUUCCAGAAGACACACUACCCUGAUGUGUAUGCGCGGGAGCAGCUGGCUAUGAGGACCGACCUCACCGAGGCCCGUGUGCAGGUUUGGUUCCAGAACCGGAGGGCUAAGUGGCGAAAGAGGGAGCGCUUUGGGCAGAUGCAGCAGGUCCGGACCCACUUCUCCACGGCCUACGAGUUGCCCCUCCUCACCCGAGCAGAGAACUAUGCCCAGAUUCAGAAUCCGUCCUGGAUUGGCAACAAUGGGGCUGCCUCACCGGUGCCAGCCUGUGUGGUCCCCUGUGACCCGGUGCCAGCCUGUAUGUCCCCUCAUGCUCACCCUCCUGGCUCCGGGGCCAGCAGCGUCUCCGACUUCUUGAGUGUCUCUGGAGCUGGCAGUCACGUGGGCCAGACACAUAUGGGCAGCCUGUUUGGAGCAGCUGGCAUCAGUCCGGGCCUCAAUGGCUACGAGAUGAACGGCGAACCAGACCGCAAGACCUCAAGCAUUGCUGCCCUGCGCAUGAAGGCCAAGGAGCACAGUGCAGCCAUCUCUUGGGCCACAUGA
Molecule: messenger RNA, 1203 nt
Organism: Apodemus sylvaticus (European woodmouse)
Lineage: Eukaryota; Metazoa; Chordata; Mammalia; Rodentia; Muridae
Gene: Alx4
Product: ALX homeobox 4
Exons: 4
Coding region: 1-1203 (400 amino acids)
Biological process (GO): regulation of transcription by RNA polymerase II
Molecular function (GO): RNA polymerase II transcription regulatory region sequence-specific DNA binding; DNA-binding transcription activator activity, RNA polymerase II-specific
Source: RefSeq, a predicted model, not a curated record